UUAUAAUUCACCGCCUUUGAUUGUUCUUAUUAACAGUUCAAAUCAAGCUAAAAUGACUCCCAAAAAAUCUGAGUGGACUGCAGAAGCUAAUGAACGAGCUUCCAAAAAGAAAACACACGUCAGCUUCCCUCAAUUGAAGUAUCCUUCUUUAAGAGAUGAAGGUCUUAGGGAUCCCAUACAAUGGCUUACUGGUAAAUCAAUGGACGAUGGAGCAGAGGGCCUGUGGCGAGUGCAUGAUAAAUUAUACGACUUCACGAGUUUUAUGAAGAAUCAUCCCGGUGGAGAAGAAUGGCUAAAAUUGACUAAGGGUACUGAUAUAACUGAGGCUUUCGAAUCGCACCACUUAAGUCCAACUACAGAAAAAAUGUUAAGAAAAUUUUAUAUAAGAGACGCAAAAACGCCAAGAAAUUCUCCAUUCACUUUUCACGAGGACGGUUUUUAUAAAAAUCUAAAAAGAGCAGUUCAUGAAGCGCUAAAGAAAAUCCCUCAAGAUGCAUCCGCUAUUGCCGACAGAAUAACGGAUGGACUGUUCGCGACACUAAUAUGUAGCUCUUCUUUAGCCUGUUGGAUUGAAAACUAUUAUGUUGCGACGUUUUGGUAUGUUAUUGCGUCUCUGAGUCUCGCAAUGCUAACUGUGACAUGUCACAAUUAUAUACACCGCAGAACAAACUGGAGAAUGUAUCUUUUUAAUAUGAGCAUGUGGUCAUACAGAGACUUCCGAGUAUCUCAUGUACUUUCCCAUCAUCUGUAUACAAACACAUUGAUGGAUCUAGAAAUAAGUUCGCUAGAACCAUUCCUUUUUUAUAAUCCCAGGAAAGAUAAACCACUACAUGGCAGAUUGGGAUUUAUUACAGAGUUCUUUUUAUUUCCUUUCAUCUUUUUAUUCAGCUUUGCUAAAAGAUUCCUAAGCAUAUUCCUACGAAAAGGGUUUUUCAAAGCACAUUACAGUUGGCACGAUGCCAUUGGCUUUUUGUUACCGUUGUGUAUGUGGUUCACAAGUGGUAGCGAUUUCUUGCCUGUACUCUACACGUGGCUCUGGAUCAAUUGCACCGGAAGUCUUAUUUUUUUCCUCAUCGCUGUUAACGCUGCACAUCAUCACCCCGAGGUCUUAAAAGAUGGCGAUCAACCAAGAAGUGAAACUCCAGACUGGGGUGAACAUCAGGUAAUAGCACUUCUCGAUCGCAAAGAUAUCAAUGGCAACACUUUCGCUGUUAUGACUCUAUUUGGAGAACAUGCCUUACAUCACUUAUUCCCGACGCUAGAUCACUCUAUCCUCAAAUAUUUACACCCAGUGUUUAUAGAACUGUGCGAUAAAUAUCGAGCAAAUUACAGAACUUCGACGCAAUUUCAAAUGGUUCUGGGUCAGAUUAAGGAGACAAUGCGAACAGAUUUCAAAACGGUUAAUAAGUAACUAUUGUUUGCGAUAUAAUUAUACCAAUAACAGGAUCAAAGCAUUCCCUUACGUUUUAUUAUAUCAGUUUCAUUUAAGGUUAACUAAAUACAAUUUUGUUAAAUGUAUAGAUUAAUCCAAAUAACGGUUUAUUCGGUUAAGACAAUAAACGCGAGGCCUAAUGGAUGAGAGGAUUGUUUUUCUACUCCCAUUAUUUGUACUCGAGGCAGCAAAAAUAGAUUUGAAACAAAAUCCUCUGGCGUAGAAGGCAUUCAGUUUUAUUUAUUCUAUUUCUGAUAAAACGUAAUUGCUAGUAAUCAAAGGUUAUGCAAAGUGUAUGAAAUGCUCACAAUCUAUUGUAAUAUAUCUAAAAAUUAUAUAAGACCAUUAAUAAAACGUCAUUGGUUUUACAAUAUGAUA
This is a messenger RNA of Melitaea cinxia (Glanville fritillary), 1810 nucleotides long. Its product is annotated as cytochrome b5-related protein-like. Gene Ontology annotation, cellular component: mitochondrion. Gene Ontology annotation, biological process: lipid metabolic process. The transcript has 5 exons. Bases 53 to 1411 code for a protein of 452 amino acids. Lineage: Eukaryota; Metazoa; Arthropoda; Insecta; Lepidoptera; Nymphalidae. Gene Ontology annotation, molecular function: heme binding. The record is from RefSeq and is a predicted model, not a curated record.